Solanum stenotomum is the source of this 956-nucleotide messenger RNA. Its product is annotated as 4,5-DOPA dioxygenase extradiol-like. Lineage: Eukaryota; Viridiplantae; Streptophyta; Magnoliopsida; Solanales; Solanaceae. Bases 1 to 825 code for a protein of 274 amino acids. Gene Ontology annotation, molecular function: zinc ion binding; ferrous iron binding; oxidoreductase activity, acting on single donors with incorporation of molecular oxygen. The transcript has a single exon. The record is from RefSeq and is a predicted model, not a curated record.
AUGGAAAUGGGGAGCCAAAUUGCUGUCCCUGUGAAAGAGACCUUCUUCAUAUCACAUGGUUCCCCAAUGCUUUCAAUAGAUGAUUCCUUACCUGCCAGACAUUUCUUGAAAUGCUUCAAACAGAAAGUCUUCACCCAGAAACCCAAUUCAAUUUUGGUGAUCUCUGGUCAUUGGGAGACUUCAGAGCCUACUGUGAAUUGCAUCACUGGCCUCAAUGACACUAUUUACGACUUCUACGGCUUCCCAGAACAGAUGUACCAGCUGAAAUAUCAAGCACCAGGAGCUCCAAAAUUAGCCAAAAGGGUGAAGGAACUGCUCAAGUCAUCUGGUUUCAAUCGAGUGCAUGAAGACAAUAACCGAGGCCUAGAUCAUGGUGCAUGGGUGCCUCUUAUGCUCAUGUAUCCAGAGGCUGACAUCCCAGUCUGCCAGCUUUCCGUCCAGACAAAGAGGGAUGGAACUCAUCAUUUUAACAUUGGGAAAGCAUUAGCCCCUCUCAAGGAAGAGGGUGUCCUCAUAGUUGGUUCUGGAUCUGCAACUCACAACUUGAGGGCUUUGCGCAAUACGGCUGGCGUCGCUUCUUGGGCUAUGGAUUUUGACAAUUGGCUUAAGGAAUCCCUUGUUAAUGGAAGGUAUGAAGAUGUCAACAACUAUAUGACAAAAGCACCUUGUGCCAAAAUUGCACACCCAUGGCCUGACCACCUGUAUCCAAUACAUGUAGCAAUGGGUGCUGCAGGUGAAAAUGCCAAAGCUGAACUUAUUCAUCAUAGCUGGAGCAACCAUGCUCUUUCUUACGCCUCCUACAAGUUUGAGUCACAGCCUAAGUAGCCUUUGCUGACAGAAGAAUGUUUUACUUUAUUUGUCCAAAAGCAUUUAAUGGCUUCAAUGUAUAUUUCUAUUGAGGGUCUUUCGAAAACAGUCUCUUUGCCUUCAUGAGGUAGUGGUAAGGUCUACGUACA